CCAACAGCUCUAUGAUUCGAUACUGAUCCUUUUUCAGCGUACAUUCCUUUGUGAAUUGCCCUUAAUUCGCUGACGAAAGUGUGCCGCUACAAAGGAGAAUGCAGCAGCUUUGGUGUGCUGCCUUCCUCUCAGGGCUGUUCAUGGUAGCAGGCGAAGAACCCAUCUUAACGCGAUAUCAGGACUUGGCUCCUUCAAGCAACAUUUUGGCAGCUGCUGCGGCGCCUGCAGGGGGCUUUGGAGUGGUUGCUGAGCGCGGACAAUCCAUGCCUUCAGAGGAAAUCUCGGUGUCCGGCGCCACCCAGCAGCCGAUCACUGACUUGGAAGCGGAAGUUCAACGGACCUCCCGAGUGGCCGCCUACCUGGCGCAGGAUGCCGCCGUACUCUCCAAGGAGCUGCAAAGUCUACAGAUGUCCUUGCGGGGCCAUGCUCGACUAGAUGUCGACCCUAGAGAUGAGGGCGCGGUCUCCGCCUUCCAACAAGCCCCGGCCGGCGGGGCUGCGGCGGCCCCGGCGCCGGCCGCACCGGCACCGGCCCCGGCCGCGCCGGCGGCUGCGGCACCCGGGCCACAGAAGGAGGCUCCUGCAGCGACAGGCAGCGAUGAAGGUUGCGGGGGCGCUGGUGAAACGCCGUGCAGCCCAGCCAACAAGAUCAUCACCUUCGAUUAUCGCUUCCCCAUCGGUUGGGGCUUACUGAACUGGGUGCUGAUAGUCCUUUUGUCCUUCUUAUUCGCUUGGUGCUGCUGCGCCUGCUGCCUCCGUGUCCCCCGGGCCAAUACCCGGUGAUCCAUCUAUGAGAAGAGCCGACACAUCGGUCCAUUUCGGGGCCGGUUCCAGGAUCAAAUGAUCAUAUGGCACUGGGGAUAGCCCUCAACUGGAUUUUUGACUCAGAAUUGGAUUGAU
Molecule: messenger RNA, 899 nt
Organism: Cladocopium goreaui
Lineage: Eukaryota; Dinophyceae; Suessiales; Symbiodiniaceae
Source: the annotation of a GenBank genome assembly